Molecule: messenger RNA, 4116 nt
Organism: Schistocerca gregaria
Lineage: Eukaryota; Metazoa; Arthropoda; Insecta; Orthoptera; Acrididae
Exons: 15
Coding region: 349-3504 (1051 amino acids)
Source: RefSeq, a predicted model, not a curated record
GUAGUCUUGUUUUCCUCCAUGGUCUGCUUGCGUGGUUCCCGCUAUUUUGGUGUUGUGCCGCGAGCCGUUCAGUCGUCUAAUGUCCAUCGCCGUGGGUAAGAGGGCAGUGCAGAGGGCCCCGUCAACGACGUUAGGUACUGCACGCAUCUUCCAGCUGUUUCACCGUGCACCAUCUCUCAUCCUUCGGCUUGGACUUCUAUAAGCAACAGCGAUCAUUUCAGAUGCACUUUUUUAAAUGAAGUGGAGGAGAAUGGUGUAGUACGUGGCCUAUCUUGUUCGAAAUCACAGCCUAUAGAAGUAGUGCAGAAUGAAGAAGCCUUAAUACGAUUAAGUGAAAGAUUUCCGGGCAUGGAAUCAUGUUUUAUAAUGUCACCCAAAAGGAACUGGACAUUUCCCAAUGAUACUGAAGAGUAUGAAAAGGCGUCAUCGCAAGAGAAUGUGGCCUUCUGGGGUAAUUUCACAGCGGGUGACUGCGGCGUUCGUAUAAGAAAUGUCUCGAUGAGUGAUGCUGGGUCUUGGAGCCUAAUUAGUAUACAAACGAAUGGAAACUAUUGUGAAUCUACAGAAGUAAAGUUAAAAUAUAUUGCUCCUGAAGAUAAAAACGUGAAAGUAAGCGCUGGAAGCCGUUUAUCAUGGGAUUCUAUGGUCGAUGGAGCUUCUUACUGCAGCAUAAAGAAGCCAGACGGAACUCCUUAUUAUGAAAUAUUUGCUGGUUACUGCAAAGUGGACAUAGAUACAGCUUAUUAUGGCGACGCUGGUGCAUGGACUGUUUCACUAGGCUUCGAUGGCAAAAUGGAAGAGGUAGAGGUGACAGUAAACGUGGAAAUUGAAGAAUUAUCACUGGAGAGUGGAUUGGUGGUAGAUACAUCAAAUAAUGGUGCUAUAAACUUGUUCUGCAACCUGAAAAGUUCUUUCUAUAGUGUGACUGCAUGUCGUUUCAUAAGACCCGGUGAUAAGGCUGGCUACAGAAUGACAGAAGGGGUUGGAAAUAACAAAUAUGUUUAUUUUGGAGAUGGUAUAAAGAAUAAUGAGUGUGGUAUAACUAUUUUUAAACCUGAAGAUGUAGAUUAUGGAUCUUGGCAAUGCAUGCUCAUCAUCACAUCUAGCCAUGAUGAAAAACUUAUGACAUCCUUUAUUACAGUAGAAAAAGAAAAUUCGACAUCUCCAAAAGGUCUAAAAAAUGUUGCACAUGAUAUAAGGACUAUUACACAUAUUUUUGGAAGGAAUGCAACCAUUUUCUGCAAGGUUGAUAGGAACCUUAGGAGCUGUACACUUCUUUCACCAACUGGAGAACUUUUUACUGGUGAUGUUAGUUAUGUUCAUUCAGGGAAGUGUGUGUCUCCAGUUAUAGAGAUGAAAGAGGAACAUAAUGGUGAAUGGAAAUGUUUCAUGACACUAGACACAGAUAUGCAAGGCAUUACAGAAACAGUUAAUGUUAUUGUCACCACGAAUUUUGUGGCACCUGUGGAGUCAGCAGUGUAUGCACCUCUAGGAGAAAGGGCAGUCAUGUCGUGCAACAGUUUGCUGAAAGAGACAAGUUUUUCAUAUUGUUGGUUUAAAGAUCCUAGUGGCUCAUUGAUUAAUACCAGGGAUGAUCUUUUAGAGACUUACAGUUAUUAUGGAGCUGGUACUGAGUAUGGCGAAUGUGGCAUUGAAAUAAAACAUGUUGGUCCACAACAUAUUGGCUUGUGGAAAUGUAUGGUUGCCCUUGAAGAAGAAGAAUAUGAAGUGAAAGCUGAAAGCAGUAUAAGUCUCAAUGUUUCUGAUUUCAGUACAGGAAUUUUUCCCAGCUACCUAGAAAGUGUAGAGGGGAAUGUGGUGGUACUAAAACUAUUACACUGUAUGGAAAGUGUAAAUAAAUGUGAUCUCAUAACACCCAGUGGGAAUACUGUGGAUCUUCAACCAAAUCAGCAUUUCCAAGUUGAUGCUGAUGUACGGGCAGAGUAUUGUGGAAUAGGACUAGAGUCUGGAGACUGUGGAGUCUGUCUCCAUGGCCUUUCACCAACAGGCACUUUUGAGAUGUGGCAUCUGUCUGCAAAUAGCUCAGAUGGUAAUAGUGCUGAGGGACUUGCUUUUGUUUCUGUGUCAGCUUCCACAGAAAUGAAAAAUGCUUCAAAAGUAGUUGAAGUGCAACUAGGAAGCAACCUAACACUUACCUGUGGAGACAACAUUAGCAAAGAUUAUUGUGUGUUUCAAGGACCAAGGCCAGAAAUUGCAACUGGAAUAUUGACCUCGUGUGAAAUUUUACUGUCUCCAGUAGCAAAACUACAUUUAGGGAUCUGGACUUGUACAAUUGGCCUACCACACACAACAAAAGAAAUACAAGAAGUUAUUACUGUAACCAACUUAGAUCCACAACUCUCAGCAAUGGUCCAAGGUGAUGCCACAGUGUCUGGUAGUGUUAGUAUGCACUGCACCAUUCCCAGGAGCCUCACAUUCUGUCGCUUCAAACCACCUUAUAAUGAUUCAGCAUUUGUACUGUCUCCUGGUGUGAUCACAGGAAACUACAGCUAUGUUGGAGCUGGACUCAAUCAUGGUGAUUGUGGUCUGUAUAUAAAAAGCAUCAGUGAUUUUGACAUUGGCCCUUGGCAAUGUUCAGUGGGUUGGCAAGAAGAGGGCUCCUUACACUAUGCCUCUGUUAUUAUUGGACUGGGAAAUUCUGCCAAUGAAACUGUGUCAGACAACAAAAAAGAAAUUCUGGCUGUUUUUGGUUCAAAACUAGAAGUUAGUUGCCAAGCAAACAUAAGUCUUGCAUAUUGCUGGAUGCGCCACCCCAGUGGAUCCCAGAUAGUGCCUGAGCAGGAGGAUGAUUUACUUUCAGUGGGAAUGUGCAAAAUAUCUGUUGAAUCUACUAAUUAUUCUGACUCUGGUAUCUGGGAGUGUCAUAUGGGAGGCACAUAUUCUGCUGGUGAUGAGAUUGUAAUCUCAAGAUCUGUUUCCAUUUCAGGAACAAGAUUAUCAGCAGAAGAAAACAGUUUGUUAGUCUCCCCAGGAGUUACAGCUUACAUUACAUGCCUCUCAGUACCUCAGGGCUCAAGUCUGUCUUACUGCAGAUUCAUACGGCCAGAUGGUACAAAUAUACCUGCAAUCCCUGGAGUAAUGGAAGAAAAAUAUAUAUAUUAUGGUGAUGGACUGGAAAGUGGCAUAUGUGGUCUGCAGAUCAAUAAUCUACAGAAUGAAGAUAUUGGUAAAUGGACAUGUGCAGCAGAAUUACAAGACGAUAGAUCUGAAGCCACUGACAUCAUACAAAUCAACAUUAGUGAGACAUCUGUUGCUUCUGUGAGCAUUAUAGUUGUAGCUGUAGCUGUCAGUCUAAUUGUGGGGUCUGCUGGGGCUGUAUGGUGUGUAAAAAGACAUUACAAGCGUUCUAAACAGCCUGUGCCUCCCAUUGUUUUCUCAGAACUUAGAGAGUCUGUCUCACAAUCUGAUACAGGCUCAUAUUUAUCCAGCGACAGCAGUUCACAAAGUGAAACACCUAAAAGAAUGAGUUUGACACACAUUUAAUUCAGUGAGUUAGCACAUAACUACAGCUUUGUCAUGCUAUCUAAAUUUUGUACUGAAUACCUCAAUUCCUGUUAAGGAUAUUAUUAUUAUUGUUAUUUUCAGUAUUAUUAUUAUUAUUAUUAUUAUUAUUAUUAUCAUUGGUCAUUCCACAUCCACUUCUGGGUAAAGGUCUUUUCUAGACUUUUCAUGUCUUACAGCCUUCAGCAUUAUUAUUAUGCAAUUCUUCCUGUGUCCAAAUUAACAGAGUUUAUAUUUUUCUUAAAAAUAUGUGCUGCUUGUCUUUAAAUAAUUGUGGCUCCAAAUUGAACCAAAUCAUAACAUCUCCAUUAUUUAUUUAUUUAUUUUAUAUAAAAGAAAGGUAUAUAAUAAGAGAGUUUAAACUUAAACAUAAACAUGUAUAUGUACUGUAAUUGUAGGAUUGAAUAUCAUGUCACAGUAUUAUGUGCAAAAGCACCACAAACAUACUUGCAUUUUAUGGUGAAAAUAUGUGAAAAUUAUUGAAUCUAGAAGUAAUUUUAGUACUGUACAUUGAUUCUCAUAACAAGUAAUUUUUAUUAUCAGUUAUUGUAAAUAAGAAAAAAAGAACAAUAAAAGUAACUGAUUUUCAAAUUA